GUAACACUCUGACGUAAUGACGUUCCUUGGAGAUUCCGUCAAACUUGAACGCAAAACUUUCAGCUGUGUUUUGUUUGAGGAAGUGAAACUUCCAUAAAAGGAACACAAAACGACAAUAUUUUGACUCAGCGACACAGCCGGCAGAAUGGCUGGAGAACCUGUUAAGAAGACUGAACUUGGACCUGAAGAUGAGGAAGAAGAACAGACGGGUGACAUUACAGACGCCAAACCUGACCGCAAGGGGAGGUUUCUACUUUUUGGCAAGAAGAAUAAGGAUGGCCAGACGCGGGAGCAGGACUACUCUUCUGAAAGCCAUUACAGAAUUGUCUCACCAACAUUCCAGUAUAAGAUGAGCCACCGGCGAGUGGGCAAGUGCAUCAUCAUCAACAACAAAAACUUUGAUGAAAAGACGGGGAUGAAUGUACGCAACGGGACGGACCGCGACGCCGGCGAGCUGUUCAAGUGCUUCAAAAGUUUGGGCUUUGACGUCUUCAUCUACAAUGAUCAGACCUGCGAGAAGAUGGAGCGUCUCCUCAGAGAGGCCUCGGAGGAAGACCACAGCGACAGCUCGUGCUUCGCCUGCAUCCUGCUAAGCCACGGCGAGGAGGGCAUGAUCUACGGCACCGACGGAGCCAUGCCCAUCAAGACCAUGACGUCUCUGUUCAGGGGGGACAUGUGCAAGAGCUUGGUGGGGAAGCCCAAACUCUUCUUCAUCCAGGCUUGUCGGGGUUCUGAGUUUGAUGACGGCAUACAGACUGAUUCGGGUCCGCCGAAUGAUACCAUGGAAACAGACGCCAACCCGAGACAUAAGAUCCCUGUCGAGGCUGACUUCCUCUUCGCCUACUCCACGGUGCCAGGCUACUACUCGUGGAGGAACCCCGGCCGCGGCUCCUGGUUCGUGCAGGCGCUGUGCAACGUCCUCAACGAGUUCGGCAAGCAGCUGGAGAUCAUGCAGAUCCUGACGCGCGUCAACUACAUGGUGGCCACCAGCUUCGAGUCGUGGUCGGAAGACCCGCGCUUCAGCGAGAAGAAGCAGAUCCCCUGCGUGGUCUCCAUGCUGACCAAAGAGCUGUACUUCAACUGACCAGCGCCUUGUUGUUUUGCAGGGGACUGAGGGCCCAGUCCAAAGAAGCAUUCAGGGAUAACAACCCGGCCUUGUAAUCGGGCCUGGAAAUGAGCACUUCAUGUGUUGACGAGGAAACCUCUUCAUCCUCCUCCUCUUCUUCAGGCUCUAUUCUUCACAGCGAUGGCGUCACAUUUGAUCGGAGCUUUUGUCGGCAGGCAUUGUGAGAUAUCGAUGUUCUUCUACCAUCAUUUUUUAUUUCCUGCAGAUGUGCUGCCACUUUGUGUGUGGAGCUCUUGUCCAAACACUAUUCUGCCCCUUUCUACUGACUCACUCACUCAGCUGCAGGCCUCACAGUGACAACCACUUUAUAUAUCCUUUUCCUGCACCUCUUCUUUUUUUUUACCGGUUAUAUUUAAUUUUGCAAGAGGCUCUGUCUUUGAUGAGCCUCGGGUUUAAAAGCAUCGUGCUGGCAAAUUCUCAGGUUCAUUCAUGUAAGUGUAGCGUUUCAAUCAUUUCCUUACAAUGUACGUCACGGCCAGAAGGAAAGAGUCCGCUUUUGCUAUGUCGAAAGCACAAUAUUCAAAUGACCUCAAUACCUUGCCGAUUUAAAACUGAUAACAAAGCAGUAUACCGUAGUGACCCCAAUAUACGACAUUUAAAUGAAAUAUGACGAGUUAAAUAUGAUUUUACCGAUAUUAAAACAUGAUUACAAAUAUUCUUAAUUGAAAAAAGCCAUCUUUUUAUAUUCAGGGUUGUCUUAUAUUUGUGUCAAUACGAAUUAUAUACUGUAUUUGAGUAAUUUUGUUAUUUCAUGACAAUAAAUAUAUAUAUAUAUAUAUAUAGACACAAUAUAUAUAUUUGAUAAAGACAAAGUACCUCACUUUUUUUUUUUUUAAAGACAUUUUACAUUUUCUAAUGCCUAAACUAGCUGAUUCCCAUUCUAUCAUAUCUUGCAAUGCCACUCCCUGCCUGUAGAGGCAACAGUGUUUCAAUGAGGUAAAGGAACCAGCAGGAGCCGUGCAAUGUUUGUUUUACAGCUUUUAAGUAACUAUUUAUCCAGAAUAGCAAAUUUUAUUGUACCCUAUAUGGCUAUGCUAUAUGAAUAAUGAAAAUAAAUAAAGUUUUCCCUGUGCAGCUAAUGCUUAAAACGUUCUUACCAUUGACUUCUGCUGAAACACUGCCCCCUGUGGGUCUGCAGGCUAAACUAAUUCUAGCCUGUUUAAAUUUGAAAUAAAUUGGAACUUUAGGAAUAUACUAAAUCACAGGUUUAACAGCGAGAAAGUGUAAAAUAGCCACAACAUAGCAAAAGAAAGACACUUGCUUCAACGCCGUGACAGUUUUUAUUUUUAUUUUGCCAUGACAGUUUGUUUAUGUCACAUCACAGAGGCAGCUAUGACUGAUGAUGACAACAUGUACACAACCAUUCACACACUUUUCCAGCCUAAAGUGCUGAUGAUCCAUCUCAGCAAUGACAACAAAUGUGUCGAUCCCUCUCGGCACAUGGAUCUCUGAUCUAGUGACGUACAGAAAGAAAAGGGAGCUUCUAUUUUUUUGGAAUGGGUAUUUAUUUUUUAGAGGGUUCUAUUUUAAAAUGCUUUAUUGUGUUAAAUGCUGUUGUCCUCACAGAUAGUUUUAAAAGAAAUGCAUGACCCUGUAAUUUAAUAUGAACCAAUGUUUAAAUUUGAAAGAUAUGGGGGGGACAAAAGAGAAGAAUGCUUACGUUAACACUUUCUUGUAUUAAACAUGAAUUUAUUGUGUUGCCA
Molecule: messenger RNA, 2829 nt
Organism: Nerophis lumbriciformis (worm pipefish)
Lineage: Eukaryota; Metazoa; Chordata; Actinopteri; Syngnathiformes; Syngnathidae
Gene: casp7
Product: caspase 7, apoptosis-related cysteine peptidase
Biological process (GO): apoptotic process; execution phase of apoptosis; positive regulation of neuron apoptotic process
Cellular component (GO): cytoplasm
Molecular function (GO): cysteine-type endopeptidase activity
Source: RefSeq, a predicted model, not a curated record